Molecule: messenger RNA, 2839 nt
Organism: Myripristis murdjan (pinecone soldierfish)
Lineage: Eukaryota; Metazoa; Chordata; Actinopteri; Holocentriformes; Holocentridae
Product: sorting nexin-1-like
Exons: 15
Coding region: 26-1618 (530 amino acids)
Biological process (GO): early endosome to Golgi transport; intracellular protein transport
Cellular component (GO): endosome membrane; endosome
Molecular function (GO): phosphatidylinositol binding
Source: RefSeq, a predicted model, not a curated record
GUACGUCGUCCUCAUAACAAGGAAUAUGGCGGCCAGCUCGGAUCGGAAUCCCCCUCCUUUCCCCGCAGCGGAGGAGCCGGAGCCCGGACUCUGCGACAUGGCAGACGGAGACAGCGACGAGGGGGAGGACAUCUUCACCAGCAACAGUAACCCUGUGGCUGUCAGUCGAGGAGUUUCCCAGCCCGACUCUGCCAGUGACGAGCCUCCAGAUCUUUUCAGUGAAGAGGAGGCCAGCAGCACAGCGCCCAGCCUCAGCACCGCCGCCAAGUCCAACGGGGUGCACUCUGACGACGACAGCGACCUGUUUGCCGAUGCACACAUGGAGCUGACCACAGAGAAGCCCAGCAGCUCGGCCAGGAAAGAGCCGCCCGCCUCCUCCGGCCCUCGACCUGCCGCCUCGUUCAGCCCCAGCCCUGCAGCCGCGGCCCCCAAGUCCAUGGAGCAGCUGGAGGAGGAGGAAGAGGCUAAAGAUAGCUUCGACGUGGACGUUUCCGUCACCAACCCAGAGAAAGUUGGAGACGGCAUGAACGCGUAUGUGACCUACAAAGUGUCCACUCGGACCUCGCUGCCCAUGUUCAGGAACAAGACCUUCUCUGUGAGGAGGCGCUUCAGCGACUUCCUCGGUCUGUACGAGAAAAUGUCGGUCAAGUCGUCGCUCCACGGCUGCGUCAUUCCACCGCCGCCGGAGAAAAGUGUCAUGGGAAUGACCAAAGUGAAAGUGGGGAAGGACGACCCCUCAUCAGCAGAGUUUUUGGAGAGAAGGAGAGCAGCACUGGAGAGGUAUCUCCAGAGAGUAGUGUGUCACCCGCUGCUACUGCAGGACCCGGACGUCCGCGAGUUCUUAGAGAAAGAGGAGCUGCCCAGGGCAGUGAACACCCAGGCGCUGAGUGGAGCUGGCUUCCUGAAAAUGAUCAAUAAGGCAUCAGAUGCUGUCAACAAGAUGACCAUCAAGAUGAAUGAAUCUGACACCUGGUUUGAGGACAAGCUCCAGGAGGUGGAGAGUGAGGAGCAGCAGCUGAGGAAGCUCCAUGCUGUGGUCGACUCCCUGGUCAAUCACAGGAAGGAGCUGUGUGGGAACACGGCAGUAUUUGCCAAAAGCAUGGCCAUGCUGGGAAACUCUGAGGACAACACGGCCCUGUCGCGGGCCCUGUCCCAGCUGGCUGAAGUGGAGGACAAGAUGGAGCAGCUGCAUCAGGAGCAGGCAGCCAGCGACUUCUUCAUCUUCGCUGAGCUGCUGGCCGACUACAUCCGCCUGCUGGGUGCCGUCCGGGGCUGUUUUGACCAGCGCAUGCGGGCGUGGCAGCGGUGGCAGGAGGCUCAGAGCACGCUGCAGAAGAAGAGGGAGGCCGAGGCCAAGCUGCUGUGGGCCAACAAGCCGGACAAGCUGCAGCAGGCCAAGGAGGAGAUCACUGAGUGGGAGGCUAAAGUCACUCAGUACGAGAGAGAUUUCGACAGAAUCGGUGUGACCGUACGCAAGGAGGUGCUCAGGUUUGAGGAAGAAAAAGCCAAGGACUUCAAGGGCCAGAUAGUCAAAUAUUUGGAGUCGAUGCUGCAGUCUCAACAGCGGCUCAUCAAGUUCUGGGAGGCGUUCCUGCCUGAGGCGAAGGCCAUCGCUUAAUGAAGAGGGAGACGCCUCCAAAAUAAAGACCCCAACUGCCUUUUUUGAACACUUUACCUCCUGACCAGGAACUGAGAGGACAAUUUACACACCUGAGAAUCUUCCAUCCAUCUUUUUUCUUUUUCUUGUUUUUUCUUUGUUUUUUUUAAGUUUGUGACUUCUCUGAUCUUGUACAGUUCUUUGAUAUAACACGCCUCCACAUUUACACAGCAGUUCUGUUGAAUACGUCCUUGUUUAUGUUCUUUACCUUUAAGACUUUAUGAAGCACGAAUCCAGCCGAGAUUAAUUUGGCCGUAGCGUUUGGAAAAAGCCGCCGUAUCACAGUGGCACACACAUUUACGUUCCUCACUCAGACCAGUGUAGUGAAGUGUUAAACAUUGAGGUACUGCCCUAGAGUAACAUUGUCUAUGGUUUACAAGUAGAAGAUAGGCAUAUGUAAGUCAUUCCAGUCUCCUAACAAAGUUAUGUUAAUGAAACAUGUUUUUGAUGCACUAAAAUGCAUUGUACAGUUGGAAAGGCAGCAGAUAUUUUAAAAUAAAUACCACUAUUGAUGACAGAGGUCAUUUACCAGGAGUAUUAGCACAUUGUUACAGUUUACCACUCUUAUUUACAGACUUGUCGCAGCUGUCACAACACGAUGAAGAAGAGAUCAAAGCUACAGCGAGUGCAAGUUGAGAAAAUGCAGUCCAUGAAUUGUUGGUGGUAUUUCCUACCAUGAUGUAUUUGUUUUAACAAGAUAAAAUCCCUUUCUUCCACAGUAGUCUUAUGUACUAGAUUAUAUGUGUGUGUGUGUGUGUGUGUGUGAGUGAGAGAGAGAGAGAUGCUGCAGUCCACGCCAUGAUCUAUCAUCUUACCUCUUCACAUGGCGGUGAGGUCCAGCAGAUUUCACUUGCAGAUUGUUUACCGCCCAUGUAAAUGACUUGACAUGUAUGUAAACAUGUACAGUACUUGAACCCAGUCGUGCACAUCACCUCCAGAUGUUAUUAGCGUCCAUGCAGUUUGGAUCAAUUGGUUUUGGCAGCGACUAACGAGGCACAGACACGCAGACAGUGACAAUGUCCCUUAUUUUCUUAUCCGACAUUUGUAAGUGUAGUUUUCUGUCAUGUCAUAUAUUUACGUAAGGAUGUGCUUUAUUUUUGUAACCACUCGCAUUAGCGCAGACAUUUCCUGGAACGGCUAUACAGGUAGAUGUAAAGAAUAAAUAUGAUUGAUUAAACUUUG